Messenger RNA from Peniophora sp. CBMAI 1063, 1038 nucleotides. The record is from the annotation of a GenBank genome assembly. NCBI's taxonomy places the organism in Eukaryota, Fungi, Basidiomycota, Agaricomycetes, Russulales, Peniophoraceae.
AUGCCUGGAGAGAUCCCAGCACGACCCUCUACGGUCUCCGCUUUCAAGUACACGACCUUUUGUGGCUCGGAAAGCGGACACAUCGUGAAGAAGACGGCCGAGAAGACGGUGGGGCAGAACGACGUCGUGGUCAGGAUCACACACUCUGGGCUCUGCGGGACAGACGCAUGGCACCGCAAGAGCAAUAUGUGUCUCGGACACGAAGGAGUCGGUAUCAUUGAGCUCGUCGGAUCCGCUGUGACGACGGUGAAGAUCGGCGACCGCGUUGGUAUCCCCGUAGUGCGCGCGACUUGCGGCAAGUGUGAAGCCUGUCUGGUCGGCGACGAUGCGUACUGCCCAAACAUGGACGCAUAUAGUAGGGAGGGCUCGACUCCUGACCUCGGCACGCUCGCGUCACACGCCGUUCUCAACGAGACGUUCGUGGUUCCCAUACCCGACGGGCUGGACAAUCGCGAUGCCGGACCGCUAUUCUGCGCGGGCGCAACUGUAUUCGAAGUGCUUCAUAGGUAUGGUGUGCGUGCGGGUGACCGUGUAGGGGUAGUAGGCGUCGGUGGACUGGGCCAUCUCGCGCUUCAGUAUGCGAAUAAGAUGGGGUGUGAAGUCAUCGCAUUCUCUGGAACGGAGGCAAAGAGGGGGGAGGCUAUCCGAUUGGGUGGGCAUGAGUUCUAUGCGACCAAGGGAGUGACAAAGUUCCAGAGGAUCAUGCCAAUCCACCAUUUGCUCGUCACUACCUCAGUGUCGCCAGACUGGGACUUGUACUUCCCCAUCAUGGCAACGAAUGCGACAAUCUACCCGAUCACGGCUGACUAUGGCGCGCGGAUGAACUUCGACCUGUUGACGCUCGUGGUGAAGGGCUUGCGGGUUCAGGGAUCGUGCGUGGCGCCACGGAGUAUGUAUCACAAGAUGAUCAGGUUCUCCGCGGCGCAGGGCAUUAAGCCAAUGGUCGAGGAGUUUCCAAUGACGGAGGAAGGCAUAGAGGAUGCUUUCAGGGCGUUGGACAAGGGUAACUUGCGCUAUCGCGCGAUUCUUGUGGCGUAA